CGCGUAGUGAACACGUAAAAUCGCGUGACAAGCACGUACCCGGUGGGAUCUUACACUUCGCGAGUUUGAGUUCAUCAAUCAUCAUGGAAGGGUUCCUGCACCACAUGGCACCUCAGUUUCUCCAUCCAGCAUUGCAAAGCUUCGGAUGUGGAGCGUUUCGGCCGAUAGGUGGCGCAUUUCAUCCACUAUACCCGGGAAAAGCAUUCGCUAGGCAUCUAGGCGAACAGUAUGCGCUUGGGCAAAGCGUAGGCCAGGCUCUAAGGAUGUGUUGUGUACAACAGCAGAGCGUGCGGGAUGAGAGUAACACCCCCCCGCUGUACCGGCACGGGUACGGGGCCCGGGAUGACACCAGCUCGCCAGGGUCCGCCGCGUCCGCCUCCCCGCGCCCCUGCAAGGACGACGACCCCCCCGCGGCCGCAACCUGCACGGACUCACACGACUUCUUCACUCCGGACGGCGAACGCAAGUCAUCGUGCGGAGUGUGCGGCGCGCGGCUCGGGCCAGGAGUGGCGCAGGCGCACUUUCUGCAGGAACUACAACACCUGUACAGCUUGAGCGCUCUGCCGCGCGACACCACGCCUUCCUCGCACUCGCUGCAUCAUCAGGAUGAAGACGCGCGUUGGGAGACAUACCAACGCAUCCGCGCGAACCGCCAGCGUCGCUUGAAGCUGCGCACUCGCAAGCGCCACCACACUGUGGAGAGUAUGCUGGGCUACGACCUAGACGAGGAUAGGCGAGAGGAGCGUCCGCGGGAGUCGCGCACUUAUGACGCUGAGGACGAGCCCGUGGACGUUGAGGGUGACUCGCUCGGCUGGCCGGACGCGCCUAUCAAUGUUGACGAAAAAGAGCACCGAAGCGACAGUGAGAAGCUACACCUGAGCUAUGCCGAGGACCUGGAGAUCUCCAGCACCAACGACACAGUGCAAUCACCUGAACGCGUGAGGAUUGAGACACCGAAGCCCUUGUCUUUGGAGUGCGCAAAGACCGCGGAGCCAGCGGAGCGUCCGGCAGAGGUGACCACAUCGGAGCCGUGGCCCACUGUGACCUCCGUGGCCGCGCCCCCCGCUGAUGCAUGGCCUGCGCUCGCCGCCGAGGCCUAUAUCCAAGCCACUCGCCACAAGAUGGAGGGCGAAAACCUACCCUCUUCUACAGACUCACGCAACUAAAUCAUUUUUAAAGCUAUUCAAAACAAAAACAUUUCCUUUACUUAACAUUACCUUCUGCGCUUCGAAUUUUUUUUGUCCGGUUGGUUCUGGAGUACCAUGGCAUUACGCAUCGCAGUGCUUAUUACUUUUACGAUUACUGGAAUUUUGGAACUAUUUUUUAAAUAUUUCCACGUGAUACCGCACCCCUUACCUACUGUAGAGAGAAACUCAUUAAAUCGUGGGGACUAGUUGUCAAAUCGAUAAAAUCUGGUAAAACAAUAGGUACCUAGUACCUACCUAAUGUACAACUAGAUCAUGAUUACAUAAUCAUCACAACCAAUAUCCAGGUAUAUUCAUGAUAUUCCUCUUCGUAAGAUUAUCGUUUAUAUUCAAUGUAUAGGUAAGAGACAAACAGUUUUGUUUUGAAUAGCAAAUAGUGAAUUAAUCUUGAUGUAUGUGUAAAUACGUAGAAUGUCGUGGACUACACAGUUUCCUUAUAAGUAGUAAUAAGUUAUUGGUUUCACUUCGCAGCGAGAUGUUCUUUAGCUAUUCUGAAAUUCGUAAAAAAAUGUAAAUAUAUUUAAGAAUUAGAUUCUGUUCACCUAAAAUUUAAGUGUUUUAACCAAAGUGACUGUACUCUUACUUAGCUUCACUGUUAAGGAAUUUAUUAAUUUCGUUUUUGUUUUCUGUAGCUAAUUGUUGAUGUUAUAUUUUUUAUGUAAAUAUUAAAAUCUUCAAACUAUUAUAACGUUAACCAAUUGUAAAAUAUUGUCUAAGGCAACAUUCAUCUUUUAAGAUACCUACAUAAGUAAACAUUUUAAAAUUACAAUGAAACUUGAAUGUGCAUGUUAGA
This is a messenger RNA of Pectinophora gossypiella (pink bollworm), 1998 nucleotides long. RefSeq lists its product as uncharacterized. The record is from RefSeq and is a predicted model, not a curated record. The transcript has 7 exons. Bases 84 to 1166 code for a protein of 360 amino acids. Lineage: Eukaryota; Metazoa; Arthropoda; Insecta; Lepidoptera; Gelechiidae.